This is a messenger RNA of Paramecium tetraurelia, 1085 nucleotides long. RefSeq lists its product as uncharacterized. The record is from RefSeq and is a predicted model, not a curated record. NCBI's taxonomy places the organism in Eukaryota, Ciliophora, Oligohymenophorea, Peniculida, Parameciidae. The transcript has 8 exons.
AAAAAUGAGAAUCCUAAUAGUGCUAUUGAUUGGUUUGGCAUUAAGCAAAUUGGCCACAGAUCCUAAAGUUGUACUUGCAGAAAUCGACAACAAUCAUAUGGGAAAAACAUUCUUGAAUGCCAUUUAAAUUAGUUUAGCCACAGGGUCACCAGUCCACGAAAUUCAAAGCUAUAUUAACAACAUCAGAUUCAUAAAGACUCCGAUCUUUAUAUCCAAAAUACACAAGCCUCAUGUAACAGAUUGCUUCACGAUUUCUCUACAAACUUGGCAUAUCAUUAAAAAUACAAACAAUUUGCAAAGAUCAUUAAACAAAAUUGCUGAGGUUUCUGUUGAAAUUGAAGAGAAUUCCAAAAAAACUAAUGCAGGACAAAGUGAAAGAGAUUUACAAUAUGCUGAAUUUUAAUCUAAAAUCAAGGACCAUGCUGAAGCUAUCUCAGCCAUUGACGAAGCUUAUGCUUUGAUUGAGCAUCUCUCAGGAGGAUCCUCAUUCAUUCAAGUCAAAGGAAGAUUUAACAAAGUCUUGUCCAGAUUAUAGAGUCAAUCAACAUCAAGUGGAUUAUUAUUUUAACCAAUUCUAACCAUGAUGACCCAACUCUCAGCUAAGUCUGAUUCUGAUACAGCCAAGAAAGUCUUAUAGUUAUUGUCCAAUUUGAGAGUCUAAAUCGUUGAAAGCAAAUCAAGUGAUGAAGACAUUGAAAAAUAAUAAAGUCUGAACUGGUAAUAGUUCUUAUCCGACUUAACCAAUGAAAGAAACACCUUAUCUGAUUAAAGAUAGAAUCUUGAAUAAGCUAUCUUGAAUUAUCAAAGCAUUAUCGAAGAAUCCUAGGGCAAAGUUGAAUAUCAUGCUGCUGAAGUAGAGAGAAAUCAAUCCAAUUUGGAUGGAUAGGAUCAAUGGUGCAGAUAAUAAUAAGAUAUUUAUUAAAUGGAAACUCAAUCCAGAGUCCAAUUACAAGACUUGAUUUCUAGAAUCUCAGAUCAUAUCCAAGAUAAGAUUGUUACUCUUAAGGAAUAUCUUAGAGAGAGACUCUAAUUAAAUUGAGAUUAACAACACACAUUUAAUAUUAUAUAUAUAAUGAAUUCGUUAC